CAGAUACUCUUUAAUACAGAUUCUAUAUAAGGGAUUUGCUUAUUUUCGUGCGCAGACUCGGCCAGUGUGCGUUACAUACAUAUAUACUUACAGAUAUUCCACUUUCCUGCGCGCCAAACACCCUAAUAUUGUCCUUUAUUUAUUGUGGAAAAUAUUGGGAGUGGAAUUCAAGUUAGAAAAGAAAGAAAAGAAAAACCAGGAAAGAAAGGACAGGCGUGGAGGGCGUCUCAGAUAAAACCCUUCGCCUGCUUACUCCAUUUGGGUCUCUCUCUGUCUCUCUCUGUCUCUUUCUGAAUAUUGUAAAGUGGUGGAGAGAAACAUAUGCAGAGGAUGAAUAUUGAUAUGGGUCUGAGUUCAAGCUUUAAACUUUUCGUGGUAUAAUGAGCACAGGCCUCAAUCUCUUCUUCUUAGAAGGUGAUGGCUCUGCAAGAAGAAGAAACCCAACAGCUGCAAAGUCCACCAAUGCUCCUUGAUACUCUGUUCUGUGCGGAAGAGAGUUUUGAAGAAGAGAAUGGUGUGGAGGAAGAAGAGAAAGAGAGUGAGAACCAUGAUGAAAAUGUGAAAAGGCACUCACUUUUCCCUUUGGUUUUGGUAGAGAAUGACUUGGGGUGGGAGGACGAAGAGCUUGUUUCUCUAAUCUCCAAAGAGGAAGAUACCCACGUGUGUUUGAGCAGUCUGGUCUCAGAUGGGUCUCUAAUGGUGGCCAGGAAAGGGGCUGUGGAUUGGAUUUUGACGGUUAAAGCGCACUAUGGGUUCUCUGCUUUGACUGCUGUUCUUGCUGUGAAUUACUUUGAUAGGUUUGCUUCAAGCCGGACGUUUCAGAGGGAAAUUCCCUGGAUGAGUCAACUCGCCGCCGUGGCUUGUCUCUCUCUGGCUGCCAAGGUGGAGGAGAUCGACGUGCCACUUCUCUUAGACCUGCAAGUGGGGGAAUCAAAGUAUGUGUUUGAAGCAAAGACAAUUCAGAGAAUGGAGCUUCUGGUGCUGUCCACUCUUAAGUGGAGGAUGAACCCGGUGACGCCAAUUUCCUUCUUUGAUCACAUUAUCAGGAGGCUCGGCUUGAAGAACCACUUGCAUUGGGAGUUUCUGUGGAUGUGUGAGCGUCUUACUCUCUCUCUUGUUGCCGAUCCAAGGGUUAUGAGUUAUGUUCCUUCUGUAUUAGCUACUGCAACAAUGCUUCGUGUAAUCGAGGAUAUUGAGCCGUGUAAUCCACUGGAAUAUCAGAACCAGCUUAUGAGUGUACUUAAAGUCAGUAAGGAAAUAGUUUGUGGGUGCUAUAAGCUCAUCCUGGAAUUGUCAGAGAGCCACGGCCACAUUCACAACCAAAGCCACAAUCGCAAGCAUCUCUCCAUACCUAGCAGCCCAAAUGGCGUCAUUGAUGCAAUUUUUAGCUGUGAUAGCUCCAAUGAAUCUUGGGCUGUGGCGUCAUCCGAUUCAUCGGCACUGCGACCAGAGUUUCCUUUCAAAAGGAGCAGAGCGCAGGAUAGCGCCAAUGAAGCAUGGGCUGUGGCGUCCGCUUCCUCGUCACGGACACCAGAGCCUCCUUUCAAAAGGAGCAGAGCACAGGAUCAGCAGAUGCGGUUGCCUUCACUAAAUCGUGUGUCUGUGGGUGUGCUUAGUAGCCCUCGUUAAUCUUCCUUUGUCUCAAUGUCUACUAUUAAACAUGGCAUGAUACAAUUUCUCUUUCACAUAUUAUUAGCAAUAUCUCUUUUGAAGGCGCAAUUAUGUUGUGUUCUAUGAUUUAUCGUUGCAUUUCUGGCUGAAUCUAUGAUAAUGAAUAUGGAGAUCGUAUUUUACUUCCCCAU
Corylus avellana is the source of this 1802-nucleotide messenger RNA. It is a transcript of the gene CYCD3;2, whose product is annotated as CYCLIN D3;2. The record is from RefSeq and is a predicted model, not a curated record. NCBI's taxonomy places the organism in Eukaryota, Viridiplantae, Streptophyta, Magnoliopsida, Fagales, Betulaceae.